AGAACCUGUUUGUGGUUUAGUCGACCUAUAGUCAAAACUAUAGUUUGUGUGAGGCUGUUAAACAUUUAAUGAACUAUUCAAGCUAGAACUAGCAAAAAGAACCUUUUGGUAUUCGUGGACAGUAUCAGAUGGAGAGAAGGUCUCAUCUCAGGAUGCAGGUGACAUCUGGAGGCCGCGAUCCCUCAGCGGAGGCAUCUGGUGGACGUGCCACAGUUCUGGCUCUGACUGUGUGCUGUGCUGCUAUUGGAGGCACCUUUGAGUACGGGUACAACCUCUCCAUCAUCAACGCUCCCACCACCUACAUCCAGACCUUCAUCAAUGACACCUACCUGGAGCGUUGGGGAGCGGGCUUAGACACCCCGCAGGUGACGCUCAUAUGGACUUUCAUUGUGUCAGCCUUCUCUCUGGGUGGUUUGCUGGGGGCCUUGAUCGCGGGUCCAAUGGCAGUCCACUUUGGUCGGAAGACCUCGCUGCUGAUUAACAAUGCCUUCUUGUUUGCUGGCGCCGUGCUGGUGUUGACCAGUCGGCUGGCAAAUGCCUUUGAGAUGAUCAUCCUUGCACGGUUUCUAGUGGGAAUCAACUCAGGUGUCAGUAUGAACAUCCAGCCUAUGUACUUUGGAGAAAGCGCCCCCAAACAUCUCCGAGGCGCUGUUGCCUUUUCCUCUGCUGUUUUCACAGCAUUUGGGAUUUUCUUGGGUCAGGUUGUCGGACUCACUGAGGUGUUGGGCACUGAACCGCUUUGGCCGUACUUACUUGCUAGCAAUGCUUUGCCAGGGAUUAUCCAGCUGCUUACGCUACCCUGGUUGCCUGAAAGCCCAAGAUAUUUACUGAUCGACCGGGGCGAUAGAGAUGCCUGCGUCCAGGUGCUCAGGAGGCUUCGUGGUGGGCAGGUUCCUGUCAUGGAAAUGCAGGAGUUGCUUCAUGAGCAAGACCAGCUAAAGUCUGCAGCAUUUAUAUCUGGAUCCUCUGCUUCUCGCAAGACGCCCUGGUCCCUGUUUAAGGAUCGUGACAUGCGAUGCCAGCUAAGAACUGUAAUGGCUGCCAGCAGUGCCAUGAUGCUCUGUGGCAAUGACUCCAUCUACUUCUAUGCUUCAUAUAUCUUUCUCGAAGCAGGGAUCCCCCCAUCCAAAAUCCAGUAUGCCACCAUCGGGACAGGGGCAUCUGAGUUCACUGCUUCCUUACUCAGUAAUCUGCUGAUUGAACAUGUGGGUCGCAGGUACCUUUUGCUGGGUGGAUACACGCUGAUGUCUUGCUGGUCAGUGGUCUUCACCAUCGCGCUCGUACUCCAGAGCCGAGGGGUGACAGGUAUGCCCUAUCUCAGCAUGGCAUGUGUCUUCGCCUACAUCCUUAGCUUUGGCCUCGGCCCUGCAGGGGUGACGGGGAUCCUACCAGCUGAGAUCUUUGAUCAUGCAGCUAGACCAGCAGCAUACAUGGUUGCCGGCUCCCUAAUGUGGAUUAGCUUGUUCUUCGUUGGAAUGUUGUUCCCAUUCAUUGUCAGCAGCCUGGGAAACUUCUGUUUCCUGCCCUUCUUAGCUGUAUGUUUGGUGUCUUCUUUAUUUUUGGGCUUCACUCUGCCAGAGACUAAGGGCAAAACACUAGCUGAGAUCACUGCCGAGUUUGAUGGAAAGAAUGGAAGGAAUAAUGAAAGGCUGGACAAUCAGGCAGAGGAGACCAGGAAUGGAAAGUACCAAUUGGGCAACACCUGUUCCAUCACUUCCCUCACGCAGCAUCCUGAUGAAAGCACAGAAUGUGAAGUUUGAUAUCAGCAGUCAAGGUGGAAAAUAGCUGAGGUAGCAUCAACUGUCAGAAAUGGGCAGUUUACCCAGCAGAUGCAAUAUGAAGAUAAGUGAAUGUUCUAUUUAUGUAUGUUAAUCGAUUGAGGAUGUUUGUAUCUGUUCAUUGGGGUGGAGAGAACACCGGCAUGCUGCUUAAAAAGAAAAAUAGUUCAUUAAGGUCAGCUCAAGGAAAUGUUAGAGUACUUAUGUUGACUUGGAUUAAUUUGUAGAGCCCAACUGAUAUACCGGCUGACAGAACAAUACUGGCCAAUUUGAGCCUUUCAGGAACAUAUCAGUAUUAGCAUUAUUUUUUGCCAAUAUGGAAACUCUUAUUUUAUCGAAUUAACAAUGCAGAAAAUCACUUUGGCUGUUGGAAAUGAUCAUUACAUGAUAUGUCCAGCAGAGGGCGCACUGACAGCAUUAUUUUAAAUGCUGUCAAGCAUGGCUGGGACCCCCAUCACCCCUUAGUGACAUUAGCUUCAAGAGACAGAGGAAAAGGGACCAUCUACCAUUCAUGUUCAAUCAGAGUGAUGUUUUACAGCCACUAUGACGCCCGGUCAGCAGAAACAAUUUAGACGAGAAGUCUGUUUUAUGCAAACACUGAGCGAAGCGUGACGUAUGUUGGUUGGGUGUUGGUUAUGUUUAAACUGUAAAAAACAUCAAUGAAACUUCUUUUGCGUAAGUGUUUGAUAAUGAAAUGAUCCACUGCAUUUUUUACAUAUAUAUCAGCAGAUAUAUUAACAUUGUACAUUUUCUACUCCCUAGUAUCUGUUCCCCAAAAAGUCAGUAUCAGUCGGCCUCUGCUAAUUUGUCCACAGCGUUCUCAGAGGUGGUAUCAGAAUGUUGUUUCAAAGGAACACCUUUGUUAUCUAUAAUCUGCAAAGCAGAACCCCAAAUCAUCACAUUUUUAGUCCUAUGACAUUGUUUUUGUUGUGAAACAAAGUAAACACACAUCGUUUAAUUCAAGGCAGAGUCGACAUUGUGGAACUGAAAACUGUGAUCCUGUGUACGCGCAUCACGUGAGGUCAAAGGUCAUUUCCAGUCAUUUCAAAACCUUCUGCAGAUGGCUUUAAAAAGAAAAGAAUAUAUUCAUUAUGGAUUUCCCCCAAAUAAAUAUGUUCUUGUCAUUAAAAUGAGCUGUUAUUUUGGAACACAUUUCAGAAAUAAGCUGGCAUUAUAAUGUUUGGAUUUUAACAGAAAGUAAAGUUUGUCAGUUUGGUUUAAGGUUUGAGGGAUGACUGAGGGACACAUUUUGUCACUGGAUUUUACAUGAAAGAAUAAAGGUGGAACCAAAACUGUUUUUGAAUUAAAUCAACGUUAUUAAAAUGUGAAUUGCGAACAACACUGUCAAAACAAAAAGGCCUUAAACAUAUUUAAAAUGUGAACGACGAUCUGAUUAUCUGUGUGUUUGAUCAUUUGGUCAAAAACUGAAGUUGAGGUGAUCAGGUGAUCAAGUUAGUACUUUGUUGUGCGUUAUUUAUUUGAAACGCCACAGAAAGCAAUGUUGUUUAUACGACGUAAAAGGUACCAAAUAUUUCUCCAAAUCAACAGAGGAACCAAUCAAAAAGAGUCAACGUGACCUCAAUCAGCUGUUUUUGCACUUUGUUCCUUUUAAUCAACAUUUGUAAAUCGUUUAGUUGUUUGGUCCAUAAAAUGUCAGCAAAUGGUGAAAAAUGUUGAUGAGUGGCUCCUCAAAGCCAAGAUGACCACAACCCAAAGAUAUUCAUGUUAUCGUGUGAGAGAAGUAAUGAAACCAGAAACUAUUGACAUUUAAGAAGCUAUCACAAAAUAUGGACUUUUUUUAAAAACACAAAACAAAUCAAAAACUACCAUAUAUUUCAGAGUAUAAGUCACACCUUUUUUCCUGUAUUUUCAGCUCUUUAAAUUGGGAUUUUUGUGCAUUGUUGUCCUUUAUUGUUAUUAUCGACAUUUAUUCUUUUGUUAUUAGAAUUUUUGAGUGCUUUGAUUCCUGUGAAAGUUUGACAUACAUACUCGUAAUUAUUACUGUGAAUAUUGAAUGUGAUGUUUCAUUGUACUCGUAUAAGUCGCACGACCCUCCAUACCAGUAAAAAACCAAAACAAGACUUAUACUCGGGAAAAUAUUGCAUUUAAAAUGAUUAAUCAAUUCUGAAAAUAGUUGCUGUUUAAUUUAAUAGUUGAUUCAUUAUCUGGGUUUUUUUAUAUAGUGUGUGUUUUUGUUUAUUUACUAAUUCCUGUGACGUCACACGUUCACUCACUGGAGACUGUUUAACCACCAACAUUAAUAUCUUACCUCAUGCAGUCGUACAUUAGUUUUCUUUCUCUUGUGUAAGAUGCAAACUUAAAUUUCAGGUAACUUAAAUGCUGAAGUUGUAAACUUGCUGUAACUGCUGAAUAUAAAUGAUUUAUAAAGUGGUGCUUCUGAAAACAUGGUUUAAUUUGAGAACCAGCUGAAACAAUUCCAGGUACUGUACUGAUAAAUGCAGCUUCUCAAAGUAGCCAGUAGAUGUCAGUGUUGACAUACUUUACUUGUGUUCUCUUCUGUGC
Molecule: messenger RNA, 4301 nt
Organism: Thalassophryne amazonica
Lineage: Eukaryota; Metazoa; Chordata; Actinopteri; Batrachoidiformes; Batrachoididae
Product: solute carrier family 2, facilitated glucose transporter member 11-like
Exons: 1
Coding region: 129-1760 (543 amino acids)
Biological process (GO): monosaccharide transmembrane transport
Cellular component (GO): membrane
Molecular function (GO): hexose transmembrane transporter activity
Source: RefSeq, a predicted model, not a curated record